Messenger RNA from Amorphotheca resinae ATCC 22711, 3214 nucleotides. RefSeq lists its product as hypothetical. Gene Ontology annotation, cellular component: nucleus. NCBI's taxonomy places the organism in Eukaryota, Fungi, Ascomycota, Leotiomycetes, Helotiales, Amorphothecaceae. The record is from RefSeq and is a predicted model, not a curated record. The transcript has a single exon. The coding region runs from base 410 to 3082 and encodes 890 amino acids. Gene Ontology annotation, molecular function: DNA binding.
CAAAUCUCUAUCUCUCUAUCUCUGCAUUUCCUCACCUCUUCACUUCUUCUGCUCUCAAUUCCAUUUCCCCUCUUGCUCUCACCGUUUCCCGCCUCCCCGCCGUGGCGCUGAGACGAGCUGGUGGAGGCCCUCCCCGUCAACCUCACCAAUAGCUGUGCUCCACACAACUUGUUCACGUUUACCGCCCCAUCGUCCAUCAACUCUUUCUCUAUCCACCACCACCUUGCUGCUUCACACUGCUUUCGUUUCCUUGCCCGAUGUCCCUCAUAUCGAUUUCUACUUGCUGAGCCAGCACACCAACUUGUGAUCUCAUCGCUGCAGAGAUCGUUUGCUUGCUCCACAUGUGCCGUUGACCAGCCAGAGAACUCCCCUAAGCGCCUGCGCCAUCCCUCCUCGCACUAUGCCAACCAUGCCUCACAGGGAGCGCGAAAGUGUUCUUGACGAUAGAUCGAGCGAGCGACGCCAUCGCACCUCGUCCGAGAAGAGCACCAGCCGACCGCACAAGUCGUCGAGAACCUCGAAGACGAAGACAGUCGACCCCGAAACUGGUGAAGCCGUUAAGGUACAUCGUCGCCGCAAGGAUAAGGACAAGGAGAGGGAAGAGGAUUCACAACCUGCUCUUUCAAUGGCUGAUCUAGUCCCUGAGCUGGCGCGGACAGCGUCUUCCAGCGCGGCAGCUUCCAGGACCAGUCUUCCUUAUCCUAGCUUCAACAAGGCAUACAGCAAGGAAGCAGUGAAUAGCAAGGAGGAUUUCAUAACUCCCGUGAAGGAGAAGACAAAUAUUUACACACCGGAAUCAACAGACGUUGGCUCGGAUGACAAAGCUAAAUCGAAGUCUACAGACCAGUUCAAUCCGCGUGGAGCCAACGGCACGAAGGAUGAGCGACCGCCCAGUCCACCCGAGACGGAGUUCUCUCAACAGAGGAAGUCUACGUCCUCUCGAAUGUCGAAACUUCAGGAGGAUGAAGAAAUAGAACAGAGGCCCAGCUCCAGGAAUUCCUGGUUCGGAAGAACGAAGAAGGAGAAAGACGAGCGGAAAGAGGAGCGGAAAGACGAUCGGAAAGACGACCGGUCGAGGGUGUCAUCAAGGUCGAAGUCUUCAAAGACUUCGAAAGCCAGCACUGCUGUGAAGACAUCGAAGACGAAGACUACGGAUUCUGUGGCGGACGAGAAACAUAAGAGUGCAAGCCAAAUCAACGGCGAGUAUGCUGAAUCGAGAGGCUCGAAUCUUACCUCUUCGCCCAAGAAGUCACGACCGGACCUGUCUGGGCAGGCGCCUCCAGCCUUGGAUACAUACUCCUCUCCUGGCUCCGCUCAAGAUUCGUCACCGCAGACCCCAACCCAAACUCCGCAGUUCCCUCCACCAUCUGCAGCAGAACUCAAGCCGACACCUUCGCCAUUCAUCCAUUUUGAAAUCCCCAAACCAGAAUCGAACGCAUACGACUCACCACAGCCUCCGCCGCCGCCACCCCCUCCGACUGUCCCGGUUAAUAUCCCUCGUGUCGACUACCUAUUGCAGAAUGGAGGAUUGCCCCGGCUUGCGCCCAGAACGCUGCUUUCCGCGACCCCUAAUUUUUCCUCCCAGAACAAUACAUCAAGGGGUUCAACUCCAAUGCCUUCCGAAAUCGAACGGAUCUUUGGACCGUACUUCACUGUGCUGGACCAGUACGAGACCGUUCUUAAUAAGAACGGAUCACUUGCUGUUGCUACAGGAUACAGAUCUGUGGCGAGAAGGCUACUUGAUAGACUAGAGAAUGUCUUCAACAGAGAUCUUUCAUCGGAAGGAUGCUUUUGUGUCAUGUGCCAAGAUCCAGACAAUGCCUCACAUGAAGGUAGCAGGGGCCUGGGAUGGGGAGAAGUUUUGGAAUGGGUUAGCGGCAGACGCGAGCUUCCUGUGUGGCCAGCCUUUGACUUUACGAUGCUUGGUGCCAAAACAGGAGAAGAGCUCACCGGACUUGGGAUAUCAGAUCCGAGGCCUGGAUCGCCCGUGAAGAUAGAUCCUGACGUGGCCGACGAGUUUCGAGACUACUACGUUCAACAAUCGAAGAAGACCAAAUCUGCGGUGAACAGGUGGCUUUCAACCUGUCCGGAGACCGCUGCUACACCUCCACAGGAGGUCGACGAUGAGACGUUGUCUUUUGCUAUUGUCACGCACCUUGAACAACACGACCGACCUGUCUUCAAUGCAUUACUUUCUGGCUCAACCGUUUUGCAACCGGCCUCACGAUCGCCCACUCCGCUCCGCAAACCUCGGUGUGAUUUCAUAAUUAAAACAGCGCUUUCAUUGCAACGGCUUUAUCGACUGCCAACACCACCCCGAGAUCCGGAGGCUGCUAUCUACCUCUUGAAAAACCCUCACAUUCACAAUCUCAUCGCCACUCUAUCAGGCAUCAGUACUUCCGAGUGGGAGAUCCUCAUUUCUGGUCGGUUUGAUGGAUUCUUGUGGUCAGGGGCUGAGUCCGAACCAGCAUCGCCGGCUGUCUCGCGUGGCCCUACCCCGGUAUCUUCUAGUAUGCGUCAAGGCAGCUCCUCACGUACAAAUACACCGUUUUCUCCCAUGCGUUCUCAGACCUUCUCGCCCCCCUUUGCGUCCAGUGGCGUCCCAUCACGGGGACCGACGCCUUCCUCAGGAGCCCGGCACCCCGUAUCCAACGAUGAGGAAACAGAGAUUGCCGUGCUAGCUGAAGUAGAACGAGAGAUUUAUCUAGGCAUGGAAAUGCUGGAGGACGCCUUCGAAGGUCUACACCGAAAGGCAGAACUUGUUCGGCGGGCGCUCCGAGAACGUGGUGCGGGACUUUCAAUGUCUGUGCAGUCACGGCGGAGCAGCCACCCUGAUGUCAUCUCUGCGGGCACUCCCCGGCUUUCGUCAACUGGGCUGGGUCCUGGGUAUGAGAGACCGCACUGGGGAGAGGGUGGCAGUGAGAUGGCGAGCGACAGUGAGUGGGAUCAAGGCGAUGAGAUGCAAAGCGAGAUAGCACCAGAUGACUCCGCCAGCAACAUCAGCAGUUCGCGGCACCGCAGACCGAAGAGGAGGAAUGAGAGGCGGACGCCGGCACUGGUGGAGGAGGAGGACGAGGACUGAAGGGAAAUUGAACGACUACUUGUUGGACGGUAUCACGACCUCCAGGAGUGAGUACUAUAUUGUUCUUGCUCCUACGACACGAUUCUUGACGGCGUUACCGGAUACGUAUCCCCAUGGGGCAUGAACGGACGG